Chelonia mydas (Green sea turtle) is the source of this 3034-nucleotide messenger RNA. RefSeq lists its product as uncharacterized. Bases 299 to 2854 code for a protein of 851 amino acids. The transcript is spliced from 4 exons. Lineage: Eukaryota; Metazoa; Chordata; Testudines; Cheloniidae. The record is from RefSeq and is a predicted model, not a curated record.
UGUGGUUAGUCUUUUGCUGGGCUGUAAGCAGCAGCAUGGACCUUAGUUUUGUGAGGACUUUGGUGGGGGAGGAAUAGCUCACCUUUGUAGGGCUUGCUUUCUUCAAAGUUCAAACUAGCUGUUUGAGUGUCUGGUCUUGAAGAGUGGGUGCAGUAAGAGUGCAGUAGGUUCAUGGUGGCUAGUUAAUCUGUGUUGAAACUGUGUUCUAGAUGGAAUCUGAAGAAAAGAGGACUCUGCCCUGAGUGCUUCUCUUUCUCCUGAGGAGUGAGCUGUGUACCAAUCUGUAACAGCUUAAAAAAUGAACACUGCUCCAGCUUCAGAAAAUGGACCAUAUUCCACAAACCACACAAGACCCUUUUUUUAUGCGCAGCCAACAGCACAACAACCUUUCCCAAAUCCAUGGUACCUCAGUCAUGUAUAUAAUCCAUACUGCGUACCUGCCCCAGGUUUCAGAAGUGGAAAUCCAUAUUUUCCAUUUUAUUCUGUUGCACUACAUGAGUACCCUGGAUAUCUUGUUCCACAACAUCCCAUGCACACAAGAGUUAACAGAAGACCUUAUUUUAAUGUUCCCCCACCCUCUCCUCUGUUUUAUCAUGCAACAAGGUUUAGACAUUAUAGUGGCCCUGGGAAAAAAACAGUGACCAAAGAAACACAGACUGAUCCUAGACAGCCUGAAAACAAACCAAAAAAGCAUCAGGAUCUCCGUAUAGAAACGAAAGGCUGUGAAGCAGGAAAUAUGGCCUGUGUUUCUUCUGGUAAGGGUACAGAAACUGAAAGUACUUCAGUGAAACAAGAUUCAUCUGGAUCUUCUCUUGUGCCAGAAAGAGACCUUCAAAAUAUGGGGUCUUCCAGCUCUUCACAGUAUAGAAACAUUCCUUCAGGAAGCUAUGCUUUUGAGAAAGAAGAGGUCAGAAUAGAGUAUGGAAAUGGCUCGCCUGCAAUUCAGCUGUGGAAGUCCUUUAAGGAAACUAUUCCUCUGUAUGAUGUGGCAAGUGGUAAACCAGUCCCAGAGAAUAUUGUGCAACGUGACUUGUUUUCUGUUAGCUCUUGUGAAGGGGUAAUAUAUAGUCCUCAUGAAGGGGAGGAAUUGGUGUCAUGCACUUCUUAUUCAGAUGAACGAAAAACUGCUCUCUCUUUGAAGCAGAGUGGUGACGAUGGGCAGGAAAAAGAGGUCCAAAAUAAUGAAGUAAAACUAGACGCAGAAAAGCGGGGAAAUGCAAGCCAAAGGGUAAAAUCUCCUCUAGAUGAAGCCAGGGCAGUGCAAAUUGCUGAGCUGGCCAGAACUGUUUGUAAUGAUCAGCUAGUGGCAAGGCAGGACACACUUUUUAAAAAAUCUAGUUUGAAAAGAUCUGCUUCAAAAACUUCUGAAGAGGAGUCCAACCUUGUUCAGCAAGCAGGAUUAUUUCCAUCCAGUACAGAAAUAACACAUGACUCAAGUCCACAGCAGAAAAAGCUAAAUCAGAGCCACAGUUCAACCAAUGUAACGGAUAAAAGCUUAUGGUGUGAAGAAUCCAUGGAGAAGUAUGUUCCUUCUAACAGCUGGCUAGCUUGCGUGGAUGGCAUGGACACUAACUACAACUAUAAUAUUUGUUUGCCACAAAGGAAUCGUCAAAGUGUACUCAGUUUGUCUUCUGAUGAAAUGUCUUCUAAAGAUGAAGGAUCAUCAACUGAUGAUGAUGUACCAGUGUCUUAUUUUGUCCCUGACUAUGUGCUUCAGAAGAGCAUGUACGCUUUCCAAAAAAGUACAGAGGGCUCAGAGAAAGAGAAAAUUAAAAGUGGUGGCUCCCUUAAUGAAGAUGAAGUGGUAGGAAGGGAGCAGACCAAUAUUGUCAAUAGCCAGAACUUCAAAAGCUGUUCAGAAGUGAAGAUUAAAAAGAUGGCCAGCAGAGGUAGAAAGAUUGGGGUCCUCCCUAGAUCUUCUGGUCAUAAGAAAAUCUACUCCCUAAAGAAAAAAGCUGCUAAGAGUUUGUCUCUGUCAGAGGCUGAAGACUCUGAAGAAUAUUUUGUGGCAGAGGAAGAGGGUGACAGCGAGGAUGAAGAUGAUGAAGUUGAAUAUUUCUUUCAAGAAGCCGCUCCAUAUGGACCCUUGAUCCCUGAUAAAGGCAGUUUCUAUAGACAGAUUGGACAGAGGGUGCUUUGGAAACCACCUAAAAAUGCCAUACCAGCUCACUUGAUUAGCUGGCCUGCUCGGGAGAAAAUAAAAACUAAGAGUGGGUUCUGUGAAAGCACUGGUCUGGCUUAUAAAUCAGGUGAGAAGGAUCAGGAUGAGGUUGUGUACAGUGAUUACGGGUACUAUGGAAAAAAGAGGCUUACAGCAAAACAAGAGGGAUCUGAGCAUCCGAGAACUUCACAGAGGUCUUCAAGAGUAAGGUUACUAAAGGAAAACAGGGCGAUGACAGCUGAUGAGUACUGGAUUAGAAGUGGCGCUAAACCCAAAUUUGCCAGCCUGAUUCAUGGUAGCCUAUCACCCCCAACCAAAAGCAAACAACAAGGUACAGCUGAUUUCUUGUCACAUCUCAGAUCCUCUUCCCUUAAAUAUUCAAAUAAACUGUUUUCAGCAGAAUACUUUGCUAUUUGGGUGGGAUCUUUAACUAUUGCUUUGAAGGAAAUACAUGUUUGUUUGUGUUCUUGCCACUCUGAUGUGGCUCAGAUAAUCUAUAAAUCUGGCUGCUCUGAAGGAGGAGGAGUCUGCAUAUAUAGAGAGUUGGGGUGGUUGUGGUGGACAAAACUUUUUUUCAUUUUAAAGCUACAGCAGUAUAUCUUAAUGUGGCAAGAAAUGAUGCCUUGUAUCAAUGCAGACUUUACUAGGACAAUGUAUUGCUACAUAGUUAGAUACUCUCUAACCCUGUCCUAACUAGACGCAACUCUUCUGUGCACCCUCAGCAGCAGUUUAUUACUCUCUUGACAGGUGAACUUUACAGCUAAACCUCAUGUUAGCCUAUUCAGAUACUGCUUUUAGAGAAUGUUGGCUAUAGCUGUUGAUCCACGCUAAUUGUAUAGUGCGGCAGAAGAGUGUGUAGAGAAGAGAGAGAAU